AUGGCCGCCAGAAGUCUCAGGAUAGGCCUCAUCCCCGGUGAUGGCAUCGGCAAGGAGGUCAUCCCCGCCGGACGACGCAUCCUCGAGGCGCUCCCCUCCUCCCUCGGGCUCAAGUUCUCCUUCGUCGACCUCGAGGCCGGCUUCGAGACAUUCGAGAAGCAAGGCGUCGCGCUGCCCGACAAGACGGUCGAGACGCUGAAGAAGGAGUGCGACGGCGCGCUGUUCGGCGCCGUCAGCUCGCCGACGCACACAGUCAAGGGCUACAGCUCGCCCAUCGUGGCGCUGCGCAAGAAGCUCGACCUGUACGCCAACGUGCGGCCGGUCAAGGGCCGCGUGCUCAAGUUCAAGGCCGAGCCCAUGGUCGACAUGGUCAUCGUGCGCGAGAACACCGAGGACCUGUACGUCAAGGAGGAGAAGCAGUACGACCAGAACGGCCGCGUCGGCGAGGCCAUCAAGCGCAUCUCCGAGCGCGCCUCCCACCGCAUCGCCACCAUGGCCGGCGAGAUCGCCCUGCGCCGCCAGAAGAUCCGCGAGUCGGGUGUUCCCAGCACCCACGCCGGCCCCGCCGUCACCAUCACCCACAAGUCCAACGUCCUGCCCCAGACCGACGGCCUGUUCCGCGCCAUUGCGCGCGAGGCCCUCGCCGACCCCAAGUUCAAGUCCAUCAAGGUCGACGAGCAGAUCAUCGACUCGAUGUUCUACAAGCUCUUCAUCAAUCCCGAGCCGUACGACGUCAUCGUCGCCCCGAACCUGUACGGUGACCUCCUCUCCGACGACGCUGCCGGCCUGGUCGGCUCGCUCGGCCUCGUGCCCAGCGCCAAUGUUGGUGACGGCUUCGCCAUCGGUGAGCCGUGCCACGGUAGUGCACCGGAUAUCAUGGGCCAGAACAUCGCCAACCCCAUUGCCACCCUCCGCAGUGUGGCCGUCAUGCUGGAGUUUAUGAACGAGGAGGAGGCUGCCGGCAAGAUCUACGCUGCUGUCGAUGCCAACCUGGAGGAGGGCAAGUACCUCACCCCUGACUUGGGCGGAAAGUCAACAACUACAGAGGUCGUGGAGGACAUUCUCAAGAGGCUAUAG
Messenger RNA from Phaeoacremonium minimum UCRPA7, 1077 nucleotides. RefSeq names its product putative homoisocitrate dehydrogenase protein. Lineage: Eukaryota; Fungi; Ascomycota; Sordariomycetes; Togniniales; Togniniaceae. Gene Ontology annotation, cellular component: mitochondrion. Bases 1 to 1077 code for a protein of 358 amino acids. The transcript is spliced from 2 exons. Gene Ontology annotation, molecular function: NAD binding; isocitrate dehydrogenase (NAD+) activity; magnesium ion binding. The record is from RefSeq and is a predicted model, not a curated record. Gene Ontology annotation, biological process: isocitrate metabolic process; tricarboxylic acid cycle.